This is a messenger RNA of Physella acuta, 535 nucleotides long. Its product is annotated as solute carrier organic anion transporter family member 2A1-like. Gene Ontology annotation, molecular function: protein binding. The record is from RefSeq and is a predicted model, not a curated record. NCBI's taxonomy places the organism in Eukaryota, Metazoa, Mollusca, Gastropoda, Physidae. Gene Ontology annotation, biological process: sodium-independent organic anion transport; transmembrane transport. Gene Ontology annotation, cellular component: basolateral plasma membrane.
AUGACGACCAUAAGGGCCCUCAAGUUUUCAAUCAUUGUCAACUCCAUGUCCUUGUUGGCGUGCGUCAUGGCAUUUUUCUUUCAAUGUCCACAACCGGAGAUUCAUAACUGGCCGAGCACCAACACGACGUGCAACACAGGGUGCCAGUGUGCUGACAACAGCUACUUCGCCAUCUGUGGUCAAGACGGCAAGACCUACUACUCACCAUGUACAGCCGGCUGCUUAAACAGCAUCAGCGGGGUGUAUCAGAACUGCACCUGUAUUCCAGGUGGUCAGGCGACCAGCGGCUCCUGCGACUACGGCUGCGACCACAUUUACGCCUACGCCUUUUUCUUCACGUUAAGGUCACUUGUUUCGACAUUAUCGAUUGUGCCAAAACUUCUUAUCGUCAUAAGGCUGGCUUCUUGGUCCCGUCAUCAUUGGCUACGUCAUCGACGGCAUCUGCGUCAUCUGGGACGUCAAAUGUUCCACCAGGGGGCGCUGUCUGCUGUACGACAACGAGGUCUUUAACAACAAGCUGCACGGCUACAUCACC